UUAGACCAAAGACUAAAAUUUCAGAGUUGUUUGAUAAAGAUUUCUGGCACUUACAUAAAGACGGCAGCUUUCUCUGACUACACUUAACUAAAAGUUGUAUGCCGAAUUUAUUGUUGUAUUGUCGUUUCUGAUAAACCGAGGGGCAACAUUACGAGUUAAGGAUGUAUACGGCCGGACUCAACCCGUUUUACGCAUCGAAUUUUAGUCUUUGGUCUGCUUAUUGCGCGGGUGGUUUCGCUAUGGAUACAAUGAAGAAGCCCUCCUUUUGCAUUGCUGACAUUUUGCAGGUCGGUGAUGCUGAGAACAUCCCGGGAUCCUCGGCCCUCAUGACUCAUAUGGGACACCGUUCUCAGGUUCACGCCUCUGGAUCGCCAUUGCGUCCUUCACCGGUGGGGCCAGAGCAGUCGAUCUACGGUGGGAGAGUGAACCCCGGGUCUCCUUAUCACAGACACGGAAUACACUUAACUUCGGUAUCUAGAACGAGUCUCAGCUCCCAACAAGCUCCCCCACCUUCAAGCAAGGACCUCAAGUUCGGAAUCGAUCGGAUAUUGUCAACAGACUUCGACCCCAAAACAAAAGACAUAUCGUCUUUAAGAGAUCUCACGUCCAUUGUUAGCUCGAACCGUCAGUCAGGGAUCCAGCCAGCGAGCCAAUACUUCGCAUCCAUAGACCCGGGGAUGAGCGACGCGUCCUCCAUGAUGAGCUCACUAAACAGCGCCAGGCAAUCAGGGCAGCAUCAGUUUCAGGACACCUUUCCAGGUCCAUAUGCUGUCCUUACUAAAGACACGAUGCCACAGACGUACAAAAGGAAGAGGUCCUGGUCGCGGGCGGUCUUCUCCAAUCUGCAAAGAAAAGGGCUUGAGAAACGUUUCGAAAUACAGAAAUACGUCACCAAACCCGACAGAAAACAACUGGCUGCAAUGCUUGGCCUAACAGACGCACAGGUCAAAGUGUGGUUCCAAAACAGGCGCAUGAAGUGGAGGCAUUCGAAAGAAGCCCAGGCACAGAAAGACAAGGAGAAGGAGACGCCGGACAAGUCACUGACAGAGGCCGAGUCCAAGGAGCCGGAAGAGUCCGAGUGUGAGAGCGAAGCAAGCGAGUCCGAUUUCGAGGAUGGACAGGAGGACAAGAGUGACAUGGACAUUUCUGAGCACAACAAGACUAGUGUGAUCAUGACCGGGGCCAUCCCUGUGAGUACCGAGGAGGCGAACUCAGUCAGUGCCCUUACAGAAGCUGUGCCAUCAUCGCAAAUGUUAAUAUGAGUGCACAGUCAAACGUUAUUUUUUUAAAUGUAAAAUGUAUAAUUUAAUAUAAAUAUUAUUUUGAAAAAAUUGAUAUACAGAGCGCAGUUGUCGUAAAGUGGAGGGCCAGUAGGAUACUCUACAGCGUGUAUGGGAUAUUAUGACUCCCUCCAUCUUUCAGCUCGGUCAGUUAGUAUUAGGCGAUGUGCAUGACUUUUUACUCAACUGAAGGAAAUAUUCUGUUGUGAAUUUUAAUCUGAACCACUUAUUCCGUGUCCUGAAAUCCAAAAACAUGACACAAUGUUACAUGUAAUUUACUGUGGAAGCGUUGAUAAAUAUUGUUGUAUUAUAUGUUGGUCAAUAAUUAUUUGCACUGAAAAUAUUGUAAAUAAAAAGUUUCUUAAUUUUGA
Molecule: messenger RNA, 1651 nt
Organism: Salvelinus fontinalis (brook trout)
Lineage: Eukaryota; Metazoa; Chordata; Actinopteri; Salmoniformes; Salmonidae
Product: H2.0-like homeobox protein
Exons: 4
Coding region: 162-1262 (366 amino acids)
Biological process (GO): regulation of DNA-templated transcription
Molecular function (GO): DNA-binding transcription factor activity, RNA polymerase II-specific; sequence-specific DNA binding
Source: RefSeq, a predicted model, not a curated record